AUGAGGAAGGCAAGUCAAUAUGCAGUGGAUGUGACUUUGGAUCCAGUGACUGCUUCGGGCUGGCUGUGUCUGUCCCCAGAUAGGAAACAGGUGAGCCUCAGCCUCCAGCAGAAGAAACCCUCUCCCCCUGACGACCCACGCAGGUUUGACUCAUGCGUCUCAGUUCUGGGGAAAGAAAGCUUCACCUCUGGGAGACAUUACUGGGUGGUUCAGGUUGGGAAUAAAACAGACUGGGAUCUUGGCGUGGCCAAGGAGUCCAUCAACAGGAAGGGGGCCAUCACGGUUCGUCCCGACAACGGUUACUGGGCAAUCUGCCGGAGGAAAUUCGGCCAUCUCAGCGCCUGUGCCGGUCCCUCCGUCACCCUCCACCUUUACGAAACCCCCCAAAAAGUUGCUGUGUUCCUGGAUUACGAGGAACGGUUAGUGUCCUUCUACGACGCAGAAGCAAAGACCCACAUCUACACUUACAGCGGGUGUGACUUCACUGAGACACUAUACCCAUACUUUAACCCCUGUCUUCAUGACAACGGGAAGAACACCGCCCCGUUGAUUAUCUGUCCUGUUGAGCUUGGGCACGUUGAAGAGAUUGCGACAUUUUGA
Molecule: messenger RNA, 600 nt
Organism: Perca flavescens (yellow perch)
Lineage: Eukaryota; Metazoa; Chordata; Actinopteri; Perciformes; Percidae
Product: erythroid membrane-associated protein-like
Exons: 4
Coding region: 1-600 (199 amino acids)
Molecular function (GO): protein binding
Source: RefSeq, a predicted model, not a curated record